Molecule: messenger RNA, 2682 nt
Organism: Phodopus roborovskii (desert hamster)
Lineage: Eukaryota; Metazoa; Chordata; Mammalia; Rodentia; Cricetidae
Gene: Cdca7l
Product: cell division cycle associated 7 like
Exons: 10
Coding region: 238-1545 (435 amino acids)
Biological process (GO): regulation of DNA-templated transcription
Cellular component (GO): nucleus
Source: RefSeq, a predicted model, not a curated record
GCGCACCCUUGGCGCGCUCCCGCGCAGGCCGCGAGACAGGGACCGCAGGUGGCGAGGCCCGGGUGCGGGCGUGUGGUCCGAGGCUGUGCGAGGCUGCGCAUAGCGCGCGGCGCGCCUUGGUCCCCCCGUCUACACUCAGUGCGCUGCUCCACGGCAAACUCCGCGCGCGCUGCGUGCUCGGGGCAGCGCCAGCCCGGGUGGCCGCGUGCAGGGCGCAGGCCGAGCCCGGCAGGGAGGAUGGAGCUGGCUACGCGCUCCCAGAUCCCCAAAGAAGUAGCUGACAUCUUCAAUGCUCCCAGUGACGACGAAGAAUUUGUGGGUUUCCGGGAUGAUGUUCCCAUGGAAACCCUGUCAGAGAGCUUCGAGAGUUUGGACUCACUGGAGUUGGAGAAACAGGAUGUGUGUUUCCGUUCCAAAUACCUUACUGAAGAGCUAAGAAGGAUUUUCAUAGAGGACACAGAUUCAGAAGCUGGAGAUUUUGAAGGAUUUACAGAGAGCGAGGUGAACAUAAACAGUGACCCAGAGCUCCUGGAGUCAGAGCUGAGUGACAGUGGCAAAGCGUCUGUGGCGAGUGAGGAGGAAGGGGAAGCCGAUGACGAAGAGGAGGCCGUACCCAGAAGAGGCACGAGAAGCAGUUUUGGUCUUCGAGUAGCCUUUCAAUUCCCCGCCAAAAAACUGGCAAAAACGCCGGGUAAAAGUAGCUCACACUUAGCGGACAGCAAGAGUGAUCUUGGGAGAGAGAGAAGCUGCAGACAGGCCACGGAACGGGAAGACAGCACCUCUGAGUCCGAGGAUGACUCCAAGGCUGAGAGCCAGGAGACUUCGGAUGCUCUGCUGAAAAGGGCCAGGAAUAUCAAAGAGAACAAGGCCAUGCUCGCUCAGUUGUUGGCGGAAUUGAACUCGGUGCCAGAUUUCUUCCCCGUGCGAACCCCGACCUCAGCUUCUAGGAGAACGUCACGCCGAGCCUUCUCAGAGGGACAGAUCAUACGGCGCAUGAACCCAACCCGGAGCGCACGGCCCCCGGAGAAGUUUGCCCUGGAAAACUUUACCUUCUCGGCUGCCAAGCUCACCGAAGAGCUUUACAGUUUCAGAAGAAGGAAGACAAUUAGUGGGGGGAAAUGCCAGAAGUACAGACGACGUCACCGAGUAUCAUCUUGCCGCUCAGUGAAAGACAUCACUGAAGACGACUUGGAAAAUGUUGCCAUAACUGUUCGCGAUAAAGUCUACGAUAAAGUGCUGGGUAACACCUGCCACCAGUGCCGGCAGAAGACCAUUGAUACCAAGACAGUGUGCCGGAACCAGGGCUGUGGUGGUGUGCGGGGACAGUUCUGUGGGCCGUGCCUGCGGAACCGCUACGGAGAGGAUGUGAGGACAGCAUUGCUGGAUCCGGAGUGGACAUGUCCUCCCUGCCGUGGGAUUUGCAAUUGCAGUUAUUGCCGGAAGCGAGAUGGCCGCUGUGCCACUGGAAUUCUCAUUCACUUGGCCAAGUUUUACGGUUAUGAUAAUGUCAAGGAGUACCUGGAGAGCUUACAAAAGCAGCUGUAGAAGCCCACUGCCAGGAAAAGGAACGCUCGAAUGUACCAGAGUCCUGCUACAGAGAUGUCUGCCAUUUGUGCCUAGCCUUAGAACUGAACUUCACAGAAGCUUGUUUCCUGGAAUUUAUUGUUUUUUUAAGUUUAUAUCCUUAAAAAUAUUUCUCAGGAAAACUAGUAAAGCAGAGAAGUCUGUACGCAGACCUGUAAUAUACAAAUAUCUGCUGAAGACGUAAAAGCACAAUUUAAAUGGGGCAGAGUUAAAAGCUCAGGUAAGUUACACAGCGGACGCUCAGGCUCCCCCCCCACAGUCCCUGCAGCCACUUCUCUGCCUCCUGAGUAACCAGAGCUCAAACCUGAUGGUUUAUUUGGCUCUAGAUACUGAGUUCUGGGUCAUUAGAAAUCUAUAUUGAAGAAUGUUCCUCUAAACGAUCAAGUGCAAUUAACCACACACUGAGUACAGUGUCCUUUUAUUGUUUAAAAAAAACAAAAAAAAACAAAAAAAAAAAAAACAAAAACGGACCAAGUUAUGGACACUGGAGGCCUCGGCAUGCUUGCCUCUACCUUCAGGGUCUGCCUGGAGCCUGCUGCUUCUAUGUUUUUUUAAUAGAACCCUUACUACAUUGUUUUUGAGACUUAGGGGAGAUAAGCCAUGGUGGAGGAAGUUAAAAAGCAACAAGUAUAUCCCAGGUAGAUGUUUUUAGUGUUGUGUUUUGUUGUUUUUGUUUAAUAUACUGCUAUUCCCCCUUCACCCCCGUUACUAAGACAUGCUCACUGUCCUGGCUGAAGAAUUUAAGUUGCAGUACCCAGGCCGUUUAUGCCUCUAGCAGUAGAGCCACGCCUGCCAGCACCCACUUAGCUAUCUUUUCUUUGCUCUUCAGCCGGAAAGUCCACACGUAGGUGAGGCCUCUAGCUUUGGUUUUGUAAACGGGGCACUCAUAGGUGUGCUUGGUUUCCUGUCUGUCCACGGUUACGGCUUUGGCAAAGAUGACAGGCAUCGUGGAUGUUAACUCCUUAAGGCGGGCGUCAACAAGGGCUCCUGACUGGAUGUCCCACCUGGCACCUGGGGCAGAGACAACAGUUGUGUAACUAGGGCGUGUAGGUACCAGUGCUCUUAAUUGUUUGAUGCAAUAAAUGUUCCUGCUUUUUA